AUGCUUAAACAUAAAACUUUCAUAAAUAGGAUUUCUCAUUCUAUCAAGCAUUAUCUAUCAUUCCACGUUUCAAUUGCAAACUUGAAAAAGAUAUCAUUCUUUAUAUCCUUAUUCUCAUGUCUUACAUCCGGAUCAAUAAUGCUAUUUUCACUAUUUUCGUCAUCAUUACAUGAAUUAUAUGGCAUAAAUUACCUACAUAUCAACUUCAUUGCGUCAUUAUCUGCUAUUGGGAUGUACUUAUGUCUACCUGUGCUAGGCUAUUUGGCUGAUUGCUACGGUCCCUCAUUACUUUCGCUAAUUCUGAUCUGGUUUUUUGUUCCCAGUUAUUUUGUUAAUUCCCAAGUUAUUAAAAGUCUCGAAUAUAACAAUGUGAUGAAGAUCCACUUAUAUGCAUUUGGAAUUUGUUUUUUCUUCAUAGGAUUGGCUACAUCGUCAUUAUACUUUCUGAGCUUGUUGACCUGCGCAAAAAUUUAUCCCGAACAUAAAGGUUUGGCUAUAUCAUUACCUGUUACAUGCUAUGGAUUAUCGACGUUAUUAGGAUCGCAGUUGAUGAAACUCUCUUAUUUCAAACAGUAUAAUGGGUUUUUGAACUUGCACAAGGUGUUCAAUUUCUUUGGCGUUCUAUACUUGGUGAUGGGAAUAUUGAAUUUCGUAUCGAGCUCUGUUGUUAGCAUGGAGUCAGAGAUUAUAUUUACAAAUGAAGACGAAAUGGAGGAAGCAGAUGAAGAACUGCCAUUAAUGACAUCUAGAUCAAGACAUUCACACCACAGCUGCGAAGAUGACGACAACUUAAUUCCUGAACGGUCAAUAAUUGAACCACUUAAGCACCAAGAACGGUUUAUUAAUUUUUUGAAGGACAAAUCUGCAUGGUUACUAUUAGCCUCCUUAAUAUUGAAUAUUGGCCCCAUGGAAAGUUUUCAGAAUAAUUUGGGUUCAAUCAUUAUAAAUAGCAAUUCUGAGAGUAACCUAUCUGACCAAGUCAGCAUAAUGGCUGCAUCAUCGACAGUCACUAGAUUGGCUAUGGGAGGGUUGUCGGAUUAUUUAUCCUCCAGUAAGAGAAAAUUCCCAAUAUGUCGUGUCAAUUUGUUGAUCAUCAAUUUGGCCAUCGGAAUAGUUGGCCAAUUCAUGGUGACGAGACUGACUCGUUUUUCGAUAGUAUCUAUUUUGAAUGGUUCGUCGUAUGGUGGGUUAUUCACCAUAUAUCCUACUAUCGUCGCCUCGAUAUGGGGGAUCGACAUGAUGGGGUCUACUUGGGGCUCGUUCAUGAUAGCUCCUGCUAUCGGGUCGAUUGGAUUUUCGAUUUUCUACGGGAAUGAGGUUGAUAACAAAUGCGGUGUCGACUACUCAAGCUGUUUGCAGCAUUAUUUCAACCUCACCGCUGUUGGGUUAUCGGUGAGCUUGAUCUUGAUAAUAAUCGUCUGGAAAGGAAUAUGGGCAAAACGCGGAUAUAGGGUUUUUUAG
Messenger RNA from Debaryomyces hansenii CBS767, 1461 nucleotides. RefSeq lists its product as uncharacterized. The record is from RefSeq and is a predicted model, not a curated record. Gene Ontology annotation, cellular component: membrane. NCBI's taxonomy places the organism in Eukaryota, Fungi, Ascomycota, Pichiomycetes, Serinales, Debaryomycetaceae. The transcript has a single exon. Gene Ontology annotation, biological process: transmembrane transport. The coding region runs from base 1 to 1461 and encodes 486 amino acids. Gene Ontology annotation, molecular function: transmembrane transporter activity.